Molecule: messenger RNA, 1407 nt
Organism: Equus quagga
Lineage: Eukaryota; Metazoa; Chordata; Mammalia; Perissodactyla; Equidae
Gene: IGSF21
Product: immunoglobin superfamily member 21
Exons: 10
Coding region: 1-1407 (468 amino acids)
Biological process (GO): heterophilic cell-cell adhesion; homophilic cell-cell adhesion
Cellular component (GO): adherens junction
Source: RefSeq, a predicted model, not a curated record
AUGCGAGCCGCCCCGAGCCUCCGCGGCUGCGUCUGCCUGCUGCUCGCCGCGAUCCUGGACCUGGCGCGCGCCUACUUGACUGUCAACAUUGAGCCCCUCCCACCCGUGGUGGCCGGAGACGCCGUGACCUUGAAGUGUAACUUCAAGACGGAUGGUCGCAUGCGUGAGAUCGUGUGGUACCGGGUGACGGACGGCGGCACCAUCAAGCAGAAGAUCUUCACCUUUGACGCCAUGUUCUCCACCAACUACUCGCACAUGGAGAGCUACCGCAAGAGGGAGGACCUGGUGUACCAGUCCACCGUGAGGUUGCCCGAGGUCCGCAUCUCGGACAACGGUCCCUACGAGUGCCACGUGGGCAUCUACGACCGCGCCACGAGGGAGAAGGUGGUCCUGGCCUCGGGCAACAUCUUCCUCAACGUCAUGGCUCCUCCUACCUCCAUCGAAGUGGUGGCCGCUGACUCGCCAGCCCCCUUCAGCCGCUACCAAGCCCAGAACUUCACGCUGGUCUGCAUCGUGUCUGGAGGGAAACCAGCGCCCAUGGUUUAUUUCAAACGCGAUGGGGAACCGAUCGACGCAGUGCCCUUGUCGGAGCCACCGGCUGCAAGCUCUGGUCCCCUCCAGGACAGCAGGCCCUUCCGCAGCCUCCUGCACCGGGACCUGGAUGACACCAAGAUGCAGAGGUCACUGUCCCUGCUGGACACUGAGAACCGGGGUGGGCGUCCCUACACGGAACGUCCCUACCGCGGCCUGACCCCAGAUCCCAGCAUCCUCCUCCAGCCGACCACCGAGAACAUCCCAGAGACGGUGGUGAGCCGCGAGUUCCCCCGCUGGGUCCACAGCACUGAGCCCGUCUACUUCCUGCGCCACAGCCAUACCCCGGGCAGCGACGGCACCGUGGAGGUGCGCGCCCGCCUCACCUGGACGCUCAACCCGCAGAUCGACAACGAGGCCCUCUUCAGCUGUGAGGUCAAGCACCCAGCGCUGUCGAUGCCCAUGCAGGCCGAGGUCACGCUGGUUGCCCCCAAAGGACCCAAAAUCACAAUGAGGCCCAGCAGAGCCCGCGUCGGGGACACGGUGAGGAUUCUGGUCCACGGAUUUCAGAACGAAGUCUUUCCGGAGCCCAUGUUCACGUGGACGCGGGUCGGGAGCCGCCUCCUGGACGGUAGCACCGAGUUCGACGGGAAGGAACUGGUGCUGGAGCGGGUUCCCGCCGAGCUCAACGGCUCCAUGUACCGCUGCACUGCCCAGAACCCACUGGGCUCCACCGACACGCACACCCGGCUCAUCGUGUUCGAAAACCCAAAUAUUCCAAGAGGAACGGAGGACUCCAAUGGUUCCGCUUCUGGCCCUGCCGGCGUCCGGCUCACCUUGGUGCUCACCCUGACAGUGGUCCUGGAGCUGACGUGA